Messenger RNA from Heterocephalus glaber (naked mole-rat), 3372 nucleotides. The record is from RefSeq and is a predicted model, not a curated record. NCBI's taxonomy places the organism in Eukaryota, Metazoa, Chordata, Mammalia, Rodentia, Bathyergidae.
AUGUUUAAUGAGGGCAGAGUCUCCAAGUGGGAAGAUGUGAAAGUUCUGGACACAGAUGGUGACAGUGGAGGCACAAUGAUGCAGCCCCGGCUACUCGCAAAACCCGGAGCCCGGAGUCCGGAGAGCGGGCCGGACCCUGCUGGGCGCCCGCGACCCGGUCCGGAGCCGCGGGAGCCCGAGCCCCGGGACCGCUUCGGCUCCCGGGAGCGGCAGCAGGCGGAUCCCGCCCACGGUCCCGGGAGCGGCAGCCGGCGGGCGGGCGCCAUGCAGCGGGACGGCGGCCAGGCUGCGGUGCCCGCAGAGCUCCUCUUCCUGCCUCCCAGCUGCGCGGGUGACCCGUGCCCCGGGAGCUCCGUGAUCCGGACCCACAGCCAUGACCUGGCCUCUCUGCCCAUGCAGCUCACCAUGCCGGCCCAGCCGGGGGGCACGAAGGAGCAGGACACAGAGGAGCCAAAGAAACGGAAAGGGGGGUGGCCCAAAGGCAAGAAAAGGAAGCCCCCGAAGGACCUGUCUGUGCCCCGUGCACCCACAACAGGGUACGUGAUUUUCCUGAAUGAGCAAAGAAGCCAGCUGCGGGCCAAAUAUCCCGACCUGCCUUUCACGGAAAUAACAAAAAUACUGGCUGCCCAGUGGGCGCAGCUGUCUCAGGAGAGAAAGCAAAGGUACAUUUACGAGGCCGAUGAGGACAAGCAGCGCUACAUCCGCGAGCUGCAGGCCUACCAGAGCUCCGAGGCCUACCGGGCCUUCCUUCGGAGGCGGGCAGCCCACAGGGCUCUGUGCGGACCAGGGGCCCCAGGAGGCGAACUUGGGCGUGAGGACCUUGACUUCUCAGCCAUCGAUGGCACAGAGGAUGGGGACCUGCACUGCCGUACCUGCCACCAGUGCUUCAGCUCGCGGCACAACAAGAGGGAGCACCUGCUAGGCAGGCAGCACCUGCACAACCUCACAGGGGAAUUCAAGAAAGACUCUGCCGAGUACUUGAGGCACCUGGAACCUCCAGAGGAAGAGGAAGGUCGGAAUUUGCACAAACCCGAGUCGGAGGAGGAAGCCGAGGGCCCCAGUGUGAUUGAGCUUGGGGCUCUGGCUCCAGGGGAGAGCUUUGCUUCCCUCGACCUGUGCUUCUGGCAAGAGUUUAUCUGGAAACUGCUGAAAAUGAAGGAAUUUGAGCUGGGGGAGCUGCGGAGCACUCUGGAGAGAGCCCAGGUGGAGCAGGAGGCCCUGCAGAGGCAGCUGGCGGAGUUCCAGAGCCAGCAGCAGCGGCUGGAGGUGGAGCUGGCCAGCCUGCGGACAUGCGGCCUGGUGCUGGAGAAGGAGCUGGAGAACCUCAACAUGCUGCUGCUGCUGUCCUGCUUCGGCCUGCAGAUGGCGGACACAGCAUGAAGCUCAGCCCCAUCAAGGCACCCCCAGGCUGUCACCCAGGCACCUGAGAUGGCAGAGGGACAUUCAGACACAGUGGGAAAUAAACCGUGUGUGCGCGUGUGUGAGCAGCAGACUUCGCCUGUGUCCUGUGUCUGUCCCAGAGAGUCUCCCGGUAACCAUGAGUCCCCAGUUUGACCAAAGAGCUGGGCAGAACACUGCCUGUCCACAGCGGACUCCCUCAGAGGACCUGGGCCAAGCAGCCAUGGGGAACCGGGACCACCUCUGGCCUUGGCCCCUGGGACCCUGAACUUGAACCCAGACCUUCCUCUUGGGAUCCAUCUCAGAAACCCGGGGGACGCUUUGCUUUUCUCCACCCGAUUAUAAGACAAUUGCUGCUUCUCAUGGGCUUCUCACGUGUCCCGGUGGGGUCCUCCAGAACCGACCUUGACAGCAGGAUCUGCAGGCAAAUGGGUUCUUCAGGAGGUGACUCCAGGGAGGAAGAGGGGGAAGGACAACCACACAGGAUGUGGAGGAGCCAGCGCCAGUGUGGGGGCUGAUGGCGAGGGGCGGGGUUUUUACUGCCCCCCCACCGGCUCCCUGUGGUCUCUGUUGGGAUGAGGGUCCCCCCCCUUCUACUUCCAGCCUGUGGUGCUGCAGGCAAAGUGGGCUCAGGCCAGGAUGGCCCCAGGCCAGGCAGAUGCAGCGACUGUGUGCGGGGCAGAUCGGGGGUCUGGCCAGGGUGCCCAGGGAGUCAGCACAAGGUGGGAACACAGCAGCUUCUGCUAGAGACUGCCAUGGCACUUUGAACUGUAAAUGGACAUACAACUAUGAGAUGUGGUGGAGGUCAGGUGGUCCUGCACAGCACAGAGGUGUAGGCAGCAGGGUGUGGGGACAGCCCCCUCCAGCAGAGGCCUUGUCACAGCGCAUCACCACAUGAGGCAAAGUCCAGGGGUGAGCAGCGAGGGCCAGGUGCCUGCUGCCUUUCUCCAGCACAUGGUGGUGUUUUUACGACCACUGGCCCUAGCGUGGCUGCCUGACCUCCACCAUCACUUCUGUGCUUCAGCAGGAAGGAGGCAAAGGGAACAGAAAAAGGCUGCUCUACCUUCUUGUAAGGAGCUUCCAGAAGGCACCAACCAGCACCCUCCAUUGCAUCUCAAGGACCAAGAUGGUGUCACUUUAGCCACUCCCAGCUGCAAGGGAGGCUGGGAGAUGUAGUUUUAGCUGAAAUUGUGCCUAUCAUGAGCAAAAUUAGGGUUGCGUGAGGGAUGAAGGGAACAGAAAUGCAUAGGGAGGGCAGAGAGCAGGGUCACACAAAGUCUGCAUUGCAUCGAGAGCUUUCCUCAGGUCACGUCAUGCACGUGACACCCCAGCCCUGCACAGAUGGCUAGAGGGCCCCCAUCCUUGGUCAAGCCUCGGCAGAGGGCUGGCUUUCCUCUCUGUCGUGACUGGGACUGACUGAAAGGCUGCCUCUCUGCUCCAGCCAUGGGGCCUCAGGAGGAGGAGAAGGGGCGUCUUUCAUUUCAGGGCCAGCUCCUUCCCUGUGCUGGACGUGCUCCCACCGCCCCUGGACUGGGUGCUCCCCCAGAGCCACCCUUGGACCUGCCCGCCCAGUCAGCCUUGACGGGUUCCCAAGAACACACAGGUUGUCGACACAUUAUGGACAGCUAAGUUAGUUAAAAUAUUAUAGGCAGUCAGACAAGCCUGGGCGCUCCAUAGUCAGCGCUGAAGAUAAGGGCAUUUACAGCCACAUACCUCCCCUCGGGGUGAGCAGUGGUGAUUCAUACCUAAACAGGCACCAAUCACCUUGGAUGGGGGACUAAAACCUCCCUGGCCCAUUCCUUCCCAGGGAAUCCUUAUUUGUUCCAUGUACGCUUGCUACGUGACUUGCCUCCCCAUUUAAUCAAUAUUACCUAAGCGACUAUACUCGUAAUCUUAUUGGUUGACCAUAGUUUUGUCCCACCUCAUACCGACCUUGGGAUUUUCCAUUGGAUCAAUAAAGCCUAAGUGACUAUA